Molecule: messenger RNA, 4580 nt
Organism: Cyclopterus lumpus (lumpfish)
Lineage: Eukaryota; Metazoa; Chordata; Actinopteri; Perciformes; Cyclopteridae
Gene: arhgap45b
Product: Rho GTPase activating protein 45b
Exons: 24
Coding region: 343-4179 (1278 amino acids)
Biological process (GO): signal transduction; activation of GTPase activity
Cellular component (GO): membrane
Molecular function (GO): GTPase activator activity
Source: RefSeq, a predicted model, not a curated record
CACACGUGUGUGAAGGAUGAACUGAUGACUGUUUGCCUCUGAACAAAGCGGCGGUUGUUUGUGUGCGUGUUUGCUUUGCGUCCGGACGCAGUUACGUCUCCUUUCAGCGUUUUUUGUGUGUUUGUGUGAUUUAAACGGCAAUUAAUCUUCCAGAAAAGAGGCCACAGUUUAAAAAAAAAAGAAAUACAAGUCGGUAUUUAUAUCACCCGCGUGUCCCUCCGCCGUCUCCUCCGUUGAGGGGGGGGGAAGUGAACGCGCGCGCGUGCGCAAAGCGGAUGCCCGGAGCGCACCACGCACCGUUUGCGGCGAGCCGUGCGUCUCAGUGAGCCUGCGCGCGGCUCGAUGUGCGACGGCAGCAGCAGCGGCGGCGGCGACGACAGCGACAGGCGGAAGACAGACGGACGGUUCGCGUGGAGGCUGCACGUCGGCCCCAAUGGCACCGAGCUCCCGCUGAGCGCGAGAGACGGCGGCGGCGGCAGGGCGCACAAGUGGCGAGUCUCCGGGUGGGUCGGGGGCUUGCGCGUGAAACUCAAAGAAGUCGGCAUGGACGGCAAAGGCACGCUGAAGAUGUUCGCCCGGAAGAAGCGCGAGCUGAUAAAGACGAACUCCAUCUCGAAGAAGAGCCGAGCAGGAAGCCCCGGGCCGCAGAGCAGCGCCCCGUCCCUGUCCAGCCUGCAGGAGCAGCCUCGGAAAGAUGCGGGCGACGCCGGCCUCUCCUCUUCGUCCUGGUCGUCCUCCUCUUCCUCUUCGACUCUCACUCCGACGUCCGCCGGGCUGCAGGACCCCUCGCUGUCCUGCCCGGGCACGCCCGGCACCCAGCACGGCAAGCUGGCGGCGAUGCACGGGGUGGGCAGCCCGUCGCCCGUGGCGACCCUGAAGAGGCCGACGGCGCUGAGCCGACACGCCAGCGCCGCAGGUUUCCCACUCCAGUCGUGGGUGUUCACCAAAGGCCAGGGCAAAGGGGCCUUGACCCCGACGACCCCGUCCGACGGUCCGGAGAGCACGGCCAUCGAGGUGGAGGACAUCCCGGCCCUGCUGAGGGACGUGGCGCGCUUCGCAGAGGCCGUGGAGAAGCUGAAGGACGUCGUGCUGGUUGAAGGUAAAAAGGAGAGUCAGCGGCCUGUGGCCCACGAGUGCCUGGGGGAGGUCCUCCGGGUGCUGCGUCAGGUCAUCAACACCUACCCUCUGCUCAACACCGUGGAGAUCCUCACUGCUGCCGGCAAGCUCAUAUCCAAGGUCAAAGGUUUCCACUACGAGGCGUGUAACGAGGCGGACAAAAAUGACUUUGAGAAGGCGAUUGAAACCAUUGCCGUUGCCUUUAGCAGCAAUGUGUCCGAGCUGCUGAUGGGAGAGGUGGACAGCAGCACGUUGCUCUCUCUGCUGCCCACUGAGAAGAGCAGGUCGAUGGAGAACCUGUACGCUGCGGCGGGACAGGGAGCAGACGGGGGGCAGUUCAGGAGCGACCUGCAGGACAUGGGCCGAGCCGAGGAAGUGGACGUGAUCCUCCAGAACAGCGAGGGAGGGGUGGACUCCGCCCUCCUCUACGCCAAAACCAUCUCCAAGUACAUGAAGGACCUGAUGAGCUACGUGGAGAAGAGGACCUCGCUGGAGACGGAGUUCUCCAAAGGCCUCCAGAGGUUGUACCAGUCCUGCAAACACAGCAUCACACACCCCCAAAUGCCCCUCUUCUCCAUCUACUCUCUGGCUCUGGAGCAGGACCAGGAGCAGAGUGUGGGGCUGCAGCAGGCCAACACCACCCUGCACACCCAGACCUACAUCCAGCCGCUGAUGCAGCGUAAACAGGAGCAUGAGAAGAGACGGAAGGAGAUCAAGGAUCACUGGAUUCGAGCCAAGAGAAAACUGAUGGAGUGCGAGGUGAACCUGCGGAAAGCCAAGCAGGUCUACAUGGUCCGCUGCGAGGAGCACGAGAAGGCCAAGACGGCAGCCUGCCGCGCCGAGGAGGAAGGAGGAGGAUCUACAGUCAAGUCUGUGGAGAAGAAGAAGCGGUUGGAGGAAGAGGCUCGCAACAAGUCCGACGAGGCGGAGGCCACCUACCGGACGUGUAUAGCCGAUGCCACCACUCAGCAGCUGGAGCUGGAGCACACAAAGGUCACGGUGCUGAGGCAGCUGCAGGACGUCAUCAAACAGAGCGACCAGACCCUCCGCUCGGCCACCAUCUCGUACUACCAGCUCAUGCACAUGCAGACGGUCGCCCUGCCGGUCCACUACCAGACUCUGUGUGAGAGCAGCAAGCUGUACGACCCGGGCCAGCAGUACGCGGCCCACGUGAGAGACCUGCAGCUGCCGGGGCAGCCGACGGUCCACUACGCCUUUGAGAACUACUGUCCCUCCAGCUCGUCGGCACACCACAGACAAAGGAACGACAGUUUCAACACGGAGCCGACGACCCAGGCGGACGCAGCAGAAGCUCACCGCAAGAGGCAGGGCCACAAGUCGUGGGGUUCGACGGUGAGCGACGACAGCGUGGGAGGAGAGGGAGGCCUCGAGUCUCCUACUGCCAGCACGAGCGACGUCAGGAAAGUUGCUCGCACGUCAUCCACCGGAACCAUGUCGUCCAAUGAGGACGCAGAUGAGAAAGACGGGAACGUGACCUCAUUUGACGCUCCGAACCUGAACGGCAUGGAUCCCGACGUGGUGGUGUCCACCAGACCUUUCCGUAACGUCGGCCUCUCCAAAGCGGCCCAGACCCACCGGCUGAGGAAGCUGAGGACUCCUGCGAAGUGCCGCGAGUGCGACAGCUACGUUUACUUCCAGGGCGCCGAGUGCGAGGAGUGUUUCCUGGCGUGUCACAAGCGCUGCCUGGAGACUCUGGCCAUCCAGUGCGGCCACAAGAAGCUGCAGGGUCGCCUGCAGCUGUUCGGCAGGGACUUCUCUCAGGUGGCCGGCGACGGCAUCCCCUUCAUCGUCACCAAGUGCGUCUCCGAGUUGGAGAGGCGGGCGCUCAAGAUGAAGGGCAUCUACCGGGUGAACGGGGUGAAGACGCGGGUGGAGAAGCUGUGUCAGGCCUUUGAGAACGGCAAGGAGCUGGUGGAGCUGUCCCAGUGUUCCCCGCACGACAUCAGCAACGUCCUCAAGCUUUACCUCAGACAGCUGCCAGAGCCCAUCAUGCUGUUCCGCCUCUACAACCGUCUGAUGGGUUUGGCGAAGGAGAGUCUGCAGGGCGAAGCGGAGUCGCCGGAGGGAGAGGAGGCGGAGUCGAACGGCGGCGUCAACCUGGCGGCGGCCAAGGGGCCCGAGCUGGUGGACCUGGGCCCCGACACGUACCCGGAGGCCCUGGUCCUGGUGGACAAGCUGAAGGAGCUCCUGAAGGAGUUGCCAAAGGCUAACAUCGCUACGCUGCGCUACAUAAUCCGCCACCUCCGGAGGAUUGUGGAGCUAGAGGAAGACAACAAGAUGAGUCCCAGUAACUUGGGUAUUGUGUUCGGUCCCUCCCUGAUGCGUCCCCGUCCAACCGGGGCCACCAUAUCUCUGUCCUCUCUGGUCGAUUACCCCCACCAGGCCCGCAUCGUGGAGUCCCUCAUCGUCUUCUACUCGUCCAUCUUCCAGUCCAAACCCGCUCAGUCCCACAAAACCAGUCGCUCCGCUUCCACCUCCACUCAGCAGGGCAGUAUUGCAGAUGACAAGAUUGAGAGCUCUGCUGACGCCGAGGAGGAUGCAGGCAGCGAGGAGCCAAACAAACCAGAAUCGGACAAGAUGGAGGAGGGAUGUGGAAGCUCUUUGGGGUCGCUGGGGUCGAGUGAGCAGCUCUCCGACUCGGAGCAGGACGAGAGCGGCCAGAGGGCCUCGCUCUCCCGCAGCCCGGUGACGCAGGAGAGCGAGGCGAGCGUGGAGGACGACCAGCUGAGCUGCAGGGACAGCCUGGACCUUUCCAACCAGUCUGCGGCCCGGACCGACCCGGAACCGGACGCGGAUCAGGUCCGCGGCGGAGCGGAGCCCCCCGCGCUGCCGGACAGCAGCCCACCAGACGACGAGGCGGCGGCAGCAGCGGCGGAGGCAGAGCAGGACUUGAGCGCCUCUCUGGCUGAGCUCAACGUCAACAACAACAACAACUACCCGUUCUCCCCCACAUUGACCUUAUCGGGGUUUCCACUGGCGCGUCUGUGUAGAAAGAAAUUACCCCUGACCAGAAACAGGGACAGUGAGCCCGAGUUUGUCUGACGCCGUUAUCAAAAUAAUUGUUUGUGUGACAGGAUUAUUCAUCUGGUUUUUAUUCAUUAAAAUCAUGUUGUGUACAUCAAGGUUUAAUAUGUGAUACAUCAUCAGCUGUAUCGAUCCGUCCUGGCAGUGAAACCUCUGCACGCUUCCUGUUUGAUGCGAUGACUCGAAUGAUUAAAUGCAUGCUGCUGCAAAGAUGCGUUUCAAAGAUGUUUUACUAGUUGCUCUUGCAAGCUUGAGGAAAAGUCACAUUUCAACGUGCAGAAGUUCAAAGAAAAUUUAAUUGCUGCCUGUUUUUAUUUUAGCACAGAAUUUUAAAAAUAAAUUGAUUAGUCUCUUUAUACAUGUUGCCUGUAUUGCCUUGUUAUGAAUGUUUGGUCUACUAUAAUAAACAUUUAAUUUUA